This is a messenger RNA of Cordyceps fumosorosea ARSEF 2679, 579 nucleotides long. RefSeq lists its product as hypothetical. Bases 1 to 579 code for a protein of 192 amino acids. The record is from RefSeq and is a predicted model, not a curated record. NCBI's taxonomy places the organism in Eukaryota, Fungi, Ascomycota, Sordariomycetes, Hypocreales, Cordycipitaceae. The transcript has a single exon.
AUGACCCCCCCGGAGCAAUAUGACACUUUUCGCUUAGCAAAAAAAUUGUUGGACUAUCAGAGCUCAAUGUUCUGGCCCGACGAAAGUGGAAAGCAAAUCUCUCCCGAACAUUGUCAAACGCAAAUGACUGCGACGGAAGCGGCUGGAACGCUACGUUCUCUCGCUACCUCCGGUACAACAGGCUAUUACGCCACACAAGAGCAACCUGCUUGCCCGUUGCCUCGUGCUAGCAGCUUUUCUUAUACGGGAUUUUCGCCAACCGCAAACCAUACGCAGAAUGCUGAGGCCAUUGGGUUCGACAGCCCGGCUUUCGGGAAUACGAUCAAUCGCAUCGAGCACCACGCCAGCUUUACUGUCAACCCUGGCACGUUCAACGGUCUUCACUUCGACUGGCAGGGCAAUUACGAUGCUCCUUAUCCGGCUAGCUUCCACAUGGACCCCAACGCUUUUGCCAGUCUCACUCCACAACAUGCUUAUCAGGCUCCUUUUGAGACUCCUUGCCAGACUGCCCACGAUGUUGAUAUCCCCAUAAACCCUGAAUCUUUCGAGAGUCUCAUGCCAUCAGUCUUAGAACAGUAA